Messenger RNA from Megachile rotundata (alfalfa leafcutting bee), 3882 nucleotides. It is a transcript of the gene PIG-O, whose product is annotated as phosphatidylinositol glycan anchor biosynthesis class O. Lineage: Eukaryota; Metazoa; Arthropoda; Insecta; Hymenoptera; Megachilidae. Gene Ontology annotation, cellular component: endoplasmic reticulum membrane. Gene Ontology annotation, biological process: GPI anchor biosynthetic process. Gene Ontology annotation, molecular function: mannose-ethanolamine phosphotransferase activity. The record is from RefSeq and is a predicted model, not a curated record.
CCUUAUAUUUCAUCAAAGUGUAUACGCUACUGAGGACUUCUACGGAUAGCCUAGUGCGCAUGCGCUGAGACUGCCCAUCACUGAUGUAAUCGUGGAUAAUGCGCAAGCGCACUAAACACAUUUGGCAACACUGUUUACGCUUAAAAUUUAGCGCCAUUCGAAUAUGUAAAGUUAAAACUAUACUUAUGUAUUUAUAACGCUUCAGUCAGUAAAUUUAAGGUUAAUUAUUGUAUUCCUUUAAAAUUAAAAAAUAUGGGUUAUUGACUGAAAGUCUUAUAGAUUUAAUGACAUUUUCGUGACGCAUUUUUUAUACAAGUAUUCAUACUGUUUAUGUAAUUAUGUGACAAUGGUAAAAAAUAAAUAUCUGUCAAGAAAUAGGGUUAGAUUAUUUUGGAAUUCUUUCGACGUUGCGUUUUCUCUAAAUAAGAAGAAAAAAUAACAAAUAAUUAGGAAAAAUGAGCAAGCUGUGGAAUUAUCUAAUAUUUCAAGGAUGGAUAUCAUAUUUAAUGGCAGCUGGCUUGUUAGUUUUUACGAGUGGUUUUCUACUGAAUCGUGUUUCCAGACCAGAACGUGCCGAAUGCAAAUAUUGUACAGAUUCUGAUUGCGAUAUCGAACAACUUCUCCAAGAUCCUAAAGCUGCUGCAGCUACUUGUAUCGAAAGAAAGACACGUGUUGUUCUGCUAGUUGUUGAUGCUUUAAAAUAUGAUUUUGCACAUUGGUAUGAUGAAAAUAGUACUACCUCAUACUAUCGCAAUAAAUUGCCAGUAAUACAUGAACUGUUGCAAAAUCAACCUAUGCAUUCACGUUUAUACAAGUUUAUGGCAGAUCCUCCAACGACAACUAUGCAAAGAUUAAAGGGUCUUACAACAGGAUCUUUACCUACCUUUAUUGAUAUUGGAUCUAAUUUUGCUUCUGAAAGGAUUGAUGAAGAUAAUAUAGUUGAUCAGAAUAUUGACAAGGGUAUUGUCUUCAUGGGUGAUGAUACUUGGACUAAUUUAUUCCCUGGUAAAUUCAAACGUCAGUUUCCAUCACCUUCCUUUAAUGUCUGGGAUUUGGACACUGUAGAUAAAGAUGUUAGAUAUCGUAUAUUCUUUGAAAUGAAGAAGAAAGAUUGGUCCCUUCUUAUUGCUCAUGUUCUGGGUGUUGAUCAUUGUGGACAUAAACAUGGAGCUAAUCAUCCUGAGAUGGCCAGAAAGUUAAAUGAUACAAAUAAUCUUAUAAAAGAAAUCAUUGAAUCUUUAGAAGAAGACACAAUAUUUUUUGUCAUUGGUGACCAUGGAAUGACAGAGACAGGAGAUCAUGGUGGUGAUAGUAUUAGUGAAAUAGAAGCUGCUAUGUUUGUUUACUCUAUGGUUCCUCUCAUAAAAUAUGAAACAGUGCACAAUACCGUUAGUCAAAUUGAUCUUGUUCCUACAUUGGCAUCGAUCCUUGGAACACCUAUACCUUUCUCUAAUUUGGGAUCUGUUAUAAUUGAUUCGUUGCCAAGUUCAAGAAGAAAUGAAAGAUCAGAAGAUGAUUUAUGGUAUUCAUUGCAUUCAACAUGGAGAAAUAUUGUACAAACAAAAAAAUAUAUAGAUGUUUAUUCUAUGGAUAGUUACCUAUUUUCUAAUGACCAGCUUCAAAGUUUAGAAAAUAUGUAUAAUCAUUUAUAUGAACAGAUAAAGCAUGUAAAUACCAUUGAAGAAUUUGAAUCUUUUAUUGCAAAUAGUAGAAACUAUUUCAAAUUACUCAAAAAUACAUGUUCAGAAGCUUGGAUUCAGUUUGAUUCCAGUUUAAUGUCAAAAGGUUUACUUUUAAUGUUUUGUGCUUUGUUUUUCUUUUACUUGUUUAUUACAGGCAUUCCAGAAAAUCGUAUGUCUAAGAUAUUUGAAUCAUCAUUUUUGCAAUGUUCUAUUUUGAUAAAUUUAAUUACUGCACUAGUAAUCUUCUUCCUAUUUUUAUUUAAUAUAUUAGAGGAAUUAAAAACUACAAUAUUAUUUGCAACUAGUGCAGUGUCUGUAGUAUUACUAGUAUUAUUAAUUGCUAAAAAUUGGGAUGUUAUAUCAAUGAGUUGGUAUGAUUAUAAAAAGAUUAAAAAGUUAAUUUAUAUUAGUAGAGUAAUACUUCUUUUAACAGUAUGCCUUCUGUUUUCUAACAGUUACAUUGUUGAGGAAGAUAAUGUGCUAUCUUUUUUACUUGUUACUCUUUUUUGGCUUCUUGUAUUCAAUUUAAAAAAAGAGAAUACUAAUGAAAAUUUAGAAAGGAAAACAAAGCCAUUUUUUAAAUCACAAACUAAGUCAAAUUUGAAAACAGUUGUAAUAGCCAUUGGUUUAAUAGCAUGUGUUUCUAUACGGCUAUCUUACUAUUUUUGGCGUUGCCGUGAAGAGCAGCAAAAACGUAUAUGUUCCAUAUUUGUAACUGGCAAAAUGGGUUCUAUAAUAUCAAAUAAUUUAGAACGUGUUUUACUUGCUGUUGCCUUAAUCAUAUUGGCAUUAUAUAUUACAAUAAUAAGACUCUGGUUACAAAAUUGUGGAAAUCUUUCUGGUUUUUCUCCCAGUGUUCUAGUAGGACAGUAUUGUCCUGUUGUAAUUGGUGUUUGUAUGGGUUGUUAUUGGGUUCUUCAACGAUUACCUAAAUUUAUAAAAAUAAAAUUUGCACUGUCUUGGCAAGUAAGUACAUUGCCUAAUAUUGUGUAUGCACUGAGUCUGUUUGCAAUCUUUAUUCUGUACUAUCGUCCACUCAGUAUAUUUCUCUUACCGAAACGAAAAGAAUCAAUUAACUUGUACCAGGAUGAAAAUAUAGUACCUCGAUUAUUUGAAAAGAUAAAGAAGUCAAUUUAUCGCAAAAACAUAGACGUAGAUGAAACACCAGUCAUUUAUGGCUUAGGCACUGCUUACAGUGCUACAUUUGUCUCAUUGAGCGUAUUCCUUAUGCUGUUAUAUUCUUUACUAUUAGGAGAUAUACUAUCACCUAGUACUUUUUUAAUGUUUAUAUCUUGUGCCUCUGUUUUGGGCUUAUCUGCCAUAGAAAGAUACAAGAAUGCUAAUAACAUAUCUGAACUCGUAGAAGUACCUACUCCUACUUUACUGUGCUGGUUCCUAAUAGCAGAAUAUUUCUUUUAUGGAACUGGGCAUCAAUCAUCUUUUCCUACUAUUCAUUGGGAUGCUGCAUUUGUAGGGACAGGUGGACAUUUCUAUGGAAAUUUAUUAUCAGCAAUCUUAAUAGGAAUAAAUACUUUUGGAUCACAUAUUAUACUUGGUGCAACAUUACCAUUGCUAGUGAUUGUACCUUUUACUUUUUAUCUUGUAUUUCCAAAACUAGCCAAAGUCAAAUUUGUUGAGGAUGACAUGAAAAGAGGAGAGUUGCUUCUAUUCGAGCAAGAUUCUGUAUUUCAUACUGCCAUUUUUUCGGUCGCAGGAAAAUACAUACUACUUUAUGGAAUUAGAACAUUUGGCAGCAUGCUUGCCGCAACGAUUCACUGUCGACAUUUAAUGGUUUGGAAAAUCUUCGCGCCAAAAUUAAUAUUCGAGGGUUUGGGAUUGUUAGUAACGUUAAGCAGUGUACUGGCAUCCUUUUAUAUGGUGUUCAGAAUCGAUCAGCAAAUGGAACAUCUUAUAUCUAGAGUGACCAAAAGCAGAUGAUACUAGUCCACUUUUUAUGGUGUGUGAUACAAUCAAUAUAGUAAAGUAUCAAAAUUUUGAAAAAUAACUUUAAGAAUGCGUGCAAUGACUUGUUAUUUAUAAUAUUAAUAAUGAAAAUUUAUAUUAAAAUAAGUAGACAGCUAAUGUCAACACUUACCAAUACUGCCAGUUUCCAGCAUUUUAUAUGACUUUAUAUACCAGACAGCUAAAUAUAUUUAGUGUAAAUAUUGAAGUGAACUUUUAAUACAAGUUUUAAUACAUA